UAUGUGAUAUGUUCAAGUUGUAAAGUCCAAAAAAUAAACGAGUGUACGGUGACAAUUUUCAAGAAUGUCGGAGUUCCCAAUGAUUCCCAUGCUGUCGUCUUUUCCAACUGUUGUUUCUCUUCGACUGUGCCGUCCGAAUAUGCUCUCAAAACUGACAAUGCCACACUUUCUCUCUAUUUCCUCUUCUUCUUCUUCUUCACUUCAACAUGAGGUCUCUCAACCCAGCUGCACCAGGCCGACAAGAACAGAAACCAUACAGCCAUACCCGAGAGAGCCCGUACUUCAAUGGUCUGUUAAAAGGCAAUGAUCUGGCUCCUAUCUUUGACUUUCCACUUCAUGGAAGAAUUGGCAGCAAGAACCUUUCUCAGUCCACGUCAGAUAUUGGUGACAGCAAACUCCAUUCAAAUAUGUCUGAAAAGGUCAUGGGCUCACCCUCACUAUUAGAAGAUUCAGCCUCACAUAAUAAUAUUCUCGAACCUUUUGAUUUUGACUUUCAAUGAAUUUUUGAUAGCCAGAACAUUUCUCGAUCCACAUCUGAUAUUGGUGACAUGAGAAGCACGAAAAUUGUUUCAAAAAUAUCUGAAGAAGUCAUGGAAUCACCACUGGAAGAUUCGAUCUCAGAUAUUAUUUUCGAACCUUUUGAUGAGCAGCCUUCAUCUGGGAGAUGGUCCAAGAUUGUCCUGUCAAAAUCAUUUGCAUUCUCAAGUAGUAAAUCGGACUUGAACUUUGACCUGAGUUCUCAAAAUGAUGCAGUGUAUGGCCCUAGUCUUACAACCUUUGAAGAAAAUGAUAAAUAUAAUACUUCACAUUAUCUGGCAAGGCCGGCAUUUGAAAUAUCAUACAGCAUGGAAAAAAGGAAACAAUACCUAUCAAAUAUUCCACUUCCUCAGUCUGCAGCAACAUUUUAUAAUGGGAUCUCACCAGAAAUGGAAAUUGUUGAAUCAUGUAAAAGCAUUAAUAGGCUAAAUAAUUAUUUGAGAGACAUAAAGGAUGAUGUCAAAGCUGGUGUCCCGGGAAAAUUCUUGCAUGCUGUGAUAGGGCAAGAUAUCUCCGAUGUUGGAUUAGUUGCUUCAACCAUCAUGUACGCCUUCUACUUGAACGAAACAUACUAGAGCGACCAGUUGUGCACUUUGCCUGUCAUCAACAUGAAGAGGGCAGACCUAAGUUGUCAUGCUGAAAUCAAAUGGUUGAUUGCAUCUUGUCUAAUUGAUCAAUCAUCCUUAAUUUUUAUAGAUGAGAUUGACCUGCCAUAUUAUGACCUAUUUGGGAGUCUUAAGCUGGUUCUACUAAAUAGCCACAAGCUUCUGAUUAAACAAGAGGCAUUAAAGGAGGCAGUAGUUGAAAUCUUCUGUUGCAGAAAGGGUGAGUCUGUAUAUCCUUGGGUUGAGACUCAUACUAUAGGAGAGGAUUGUUCAUGCUGUACACUUAUUGCUGAGAGGAUUGCUCUGGCUUCACCUGAGAUUUUGGCUGGGCAAGGAUUCAGCAGACUUUUGUUAGCUGGCAUUUUCAUAGAAACAGGAAACCUAACUAAUCCGCGCUGUACCUUGAAAGAUAAGUAUAUGGCCACACUAUUGAUCAAUGGUGCUGGUCGCUUUGGAUCCAAUGAUCUCUACCAGAUAUUGAAAUACAAAAUGCAUGAUGUGUCUGAUCUCAAAAUGGUCGACAUUCUGCACAAGGAUUUCAAAAAUUGGAGAAGAUUAGGAAAGCCAGAUGCUGCUGGGUCAAGAUUUAUGGCUUUACAUGUUGGAAUGAGGUCUAUUGGAAUUUCAAUUGCACAACUUCUUGCUCAUGAAGAUGCUUCAUCUCAAGGAAUCAAAAAUUUCCAGAGGUUGGAGAAACUUCGGCUACUCAUGAUUGUUUCUGGAUAUUAUGAUUCUCAGAAGAACUUCAAGAGAGAGAUCCUGGGCUCUGCUGAAUCUGUGGAGCUUAUGAAGAACCUAAUUUUCUUCUUCAACUCAAAUGCCUCCCAACUUCCGCUCAAAGUUCUCCAUAAACCAGUUCUUCAAAACUGCACCAGUCCUCACACUCCGAGACUUCACUCUUUCACCCUUCUUCAAAUGCCCGAAUGACCUUACUUUAUAUUUUUUCAUCCUUUUCUUCUUUUCUUCCUUCAACAUGUCUCACAAAUUUAACAUCACAUCUUCAUUUAUGUGGCUUGACUUUUGUACAUCCCUUCAUAAAUGUUGUUGGACUUUUGUACAUAAUUAUAGAGAAAAAGAUGAACUCAAUUCUUCUCUUUCGGUAAAGCUACUUUAGCAAACCCAUUUCACUUUGCUGGCUUCUCAGCACUUGUCCAACAAGCUCAUUUAAUGAGCUAAGCAAAAGAGUGGGCUGGACAUGUAGGUGUCGGCAGACUCGGCACCCAACAUAAUUGCACACUGAAUUCAUGUGGAAAAUGGCUGCAUGUAUUAGUAUUAUAAAGACAUAAGCCAGAUGGCAUGCAUUAAGAAGGCAGAAGCCAGGGGGAAAGUUUUAAACACACACCUAUACUAGAUCACUGGCCAAAUUUAGACUGACUAGGCAGUAGGCACCCCCAUGUACAGACCAUUGUAAGCCAAGUUCUGCCGCAGUAGGAGGAAACGCCAUUAUGUACAAGCAAGCAUAAAAUCUCUUUUUCAACUGUAAUUUUACUUUUGUCUUAAGGAAGCUGCUUCACACAACUUAGUUUCAUCUCUUGAUUCUAACCAUGAUCUUGGUUUCACCAACCCCAGAGCAGUGAACUAUUUCCAGGAGGUGUCCAUAAAGUCUACUUUUCUACUAUAGUACCUCUAUGGCUCCUCCUCUAAAGACCAAGUACACGAAUGUCAUUAAUACCUAAACAGGAUUCAACUCAAACGACCAUAUGCAAGCACAAGGGCCUUGGACUAGCUUGGCUUGUAACAUAGCAGGGCAAAAGUGCCUAUUGUAAGGCCUUAAUAUGAAAAGCCAGUAUUCAUAUCACUAAUAGCAUUCUGAAAAUCCACUUUCUCCCUAUGAUAAGCUUUCCACUUACACAGUUCUGUUUAUACACAGCUUAUGUAUCCCAAUUGCGGUGACGUGAUAAACUGUUUCUUAUAAAUUGAAACUAAUUUAUGCUUUUUAAAUUCUCAGCUCUAAAUCCUAAAUAAUGAUUUUGAAAUGACAUGAGGCACGUUGAGAUUAGAUAGGAUUAUUAUCUUCAAAUAAGACUCAGUGGGGUAAUCAUCGCAAAGUAAAGGAAUGACGGAGUUUUAGGUUUGUACUAGUCUUAUCCCCAAAUGACACUAUAAAGAACAACAUGUUCAAGCUGAUUUAAGUUUAUAUCCUGGUUUGGGCAUGCCUGAAAAUUCUCAGCUAGAGCGUGUUUCUUGCCCUAUCAAUUGUUAGUAUUUCUUAUUCCCUUUUUAAUAAAGAGCAAUAUGAAGUCCUUGAUUUUGGAGAUUAACAUGACAAUCCAAAAGGCAAUCUACCUAAAUGACAUACUGGGUUUUGUAGCAUAAUAAUAUUAAUAUCCAUUGUAAUAUUUUGCACACCCAAUUCCUCAAUGCCAAAAAUUGGUGAGACAGCUUACAAAUACAAGUCUCACGCAGUUGCCAAUGACACUUUGCAUUUUCAAAUAAAACAUUGU
Quercus robur (English oak) is the source of this 3586-nucleotide messenger RNA. RefSeq lists its product as uncharacterized. The transcript has 13 exons. NCBI's taxonomy places the organism in Eukaryota, Viridiplantae, Streptophyta, Magnoliopsida, Fagales, Fagaceae. The record is from RefSeq and is a predicted model, not a curated record. Bases 1146 to 2069 code for a protein of 307 amino acids. Gene Ontology annotation, molecular function: exopolyphosphatase activity. Gene Ontology annotation, cellular component: cytoplasm.